AUGGUAAGGAGUAAAUCUCAUGAAAAAACAUUUUUAACAAAAAAAAAGAAAAUGAUUAAAAAAAAAAAAUAUUUAAAUAGUUUUAUAAAAAAAAGAAGCAUUAAAAAGUAUAAUAGAAAUAGUAAGAUUGAUCGGAAAAAUAAAAAAGCUAAUGACAUUGAUAUUCUUGGUUUAUUAGAAAAUAAUACAAAUGAGGUAGAAGAUUCUGAAAAAUUAUUAAUAAAAAAUAAAAAAGGUAAAGAAAAAAAGAAAAAGAAUAAUAAAAACGAUUUUGAUGUUAAUGAGUCAUUAAAAAAUAAUACAUAUAUUACUGAAAAUAAAGAGAAAUUAUUAGAUGACAAAGAAAAAAAAAAAGGCCUUUCAGAAUUUUCAAAAAAUAAUGAUAUUUUAGAGUUAACGAAAGAGAGAGAACAUCUGAAAAUAAAAGAUGAAAACAUAUUUGAUGGAAAAUUUUCUGAUUUAAAAAAUGUCUUAAGUGAAAGUUUAAUAAGUAAUUUAGAAAAAAACAACUUCAUUAAAACAACAAAAAUUCAAAAAAUGAGUAUUCCUUUGAUAUUUAAGGAAAAUGAUGUUUUUCUCAAGUCUAUGACUGGUUCAGGUAAAACAUUAUGUUAUGCAAUACCAUCAGUACAAAAAAUUUUAAAUAUGAAAGAAGAAAUAAAAAUAACAAGAGAAAUGGGAAUAUUUAUUUUAGUAUUAUCACCAACUAGAGAAUUAGCAGUACAAAUAAAUAAUUUAUUCUUUAAUUUAACAAAAUCAUAUCCAUAUAUAGUUGUAUCGUGCAUAACAGGUGGAGAAAAAAAAAAAUCAGAGAAAAAUAGAUUAAGAAAAGGAAUAUCUAUUUUGACUUGUACACCUGGAAGAUUACUAGAUCACUUAGAGCAUACAAAAUCAUUAAAACUAACUUACUUAAAAACUGUUAUCUUAGAUGAAGCAGAUAAGAUAAUUUUUUUAGGUACACAAGAUAAGAUAAAAUUAAUUUAUGAUUUAAUUAAAAAAUUAAAAAUAGAAGAAGUAAAUAAAAUAAAAGAAAAAAAUAAAUAUAUUACAAAUAAUUUUCAAAUGAUUUUUAUUUCUGCAACAUUAAAUCAUGCUAUAAAAAGUUUAGCUAACUAUUGUUUAACCAAUAAUACUACUUGGAUAGAAAAAAAAAACAUUCCUACUAAUUUUGUUAUUAAUAAUGAUAUAGAAAAUAGCAAUUAUGAAUUACCGGAACAACUAAAACAGUAUUGCAUAUUAAUAGAUCUAAAGCAAAAGUUCUUAUGUUUAUUAUAUAUGCUAUUAGAUUGCAUACAAAAAAAGAAAAAACCAGUUGUGUUCUUAUCAAAUCAUCACAGUGUGGAAUAUUUUCAAAUUCUUUUAAAAAAUUUAUAUUGGCCUACUGAUGUGAAUAAAAAAUAUAUAGAAGUAAAUAAAAGACUGAGUGAAGGUAUUACUCCGGUAUUAGAAAAAGAAGAUGAAAAAUUAUUGAAAAAACAUUUAGAACAUAAUUUCUUAAAUAGUUGUAAGGAAAAAAAAAAUAAUUUAGUAUUAUCAUAUAAAAAUAUAAAUAUUGAAGAUAUAAAUGAAGAUGAGGAUCAACAAUUAUAUAAUAUUAAUGCUGAUAAACAUAAAAGAAUAUAUUUAUUUCAAAAUGUAAAUAUAUAUAUAUUACAUGGGAACUUAUCAAAGGAAGACAGAUUGGGAAACUUUACUGACUUUUCAAAAAAUCAAAAUUCUAUUUUAUUAUGUACAGAUAUAGUAUCAAGGGGAGUGAACUUUAAUUCAUUAAAUGUUGUUAUUCAAUAUGAUGCACCUCAAAUGUUAGAAGAAUAUAUACACAAGGUUGGUAGAACAGCAAGGUUAAAUAAUGAAGGAUCUUCUUAUUUAUUUUUAUUAAAUUCAGAAAAAGAAUUUCUUAACGUUCUUAAAAAAAAAAAUAUUCAAUUAAAAAUACUUAAUGGAAACACAUUAAUUAAUCAAUUUAAAAAUGUUUACAUUCCUUCAUUUCUAAAGACAGUUGGUAAAGAUAUUUUAAAUUUUUUACAAAAUCAUUUUCAAUCUAUAGUGAAAUCUGAUAAAUUACUGAUUGAAAAAUCAACAAGUGCAUAUUUAUGUUCUAUUACAUCUUAUUAUUCAAUAAGCAAAGAUAUAAGGGAUAUUUUUAAUGCAAAGAAUUUACAUUUAGGACACUUAGCUUUUACAUUUUUACUAGAUCAAACACCAAAAGAAAUUUCUAAAUAUAAAAAACAACAAAAUUAUUUAAAUAUUAAGAAGCAAACUAAUCUAAACAAAAAAGAAAAAAAAUUAUUGAAAUCAAAAAAAAUGCAAAAAUAUUCAAAACAAAAUGGAACUUUUCCAAGACAAAAAAUGAAAACAUUCAAAAAAAAUAUUUGA
This is a messenger RNA of Plasmodium relictum, 2376 nucleotides long. RefSeq names its product DEAD/DEAH box ATP-dependent RNA helicase, putative. The coding region runs from base 1 to 2376 and encodes 791 amino acids. Gene Ontology annotation, molecular function: ATP binding; nucleic acid binding. The record is from RefSeq and is a predicted model, not a curated record. Gene Ontology annotation, biological process: maturation of LSU-rRNA from tricistronic rRNA transcript (SSU-rRNA, 5.8S rRNA, LSU-rRNA). The transcript has a single exon. Gene Ontology annotation, cellular component: nucleolus. NCBI's taxonomy places the organism in Eukaryota, Apicomplexa, Aconoidasida, Haemosporida, Plasmodiidae.